AUGCUGGGGAAUGAAUGGCUGAGCGCCAACAAUGGCCGGCGCCGGUCGAGUGUGAGCAAUGGAACAAGCAACACCAGCAACAAUGUGCACUGCGAACGGUGGUGGAACGCACUGAUCGCGGUGGUGGGGUUCGACGUGGCGGCGCUGCUGUACUGGACGAGCCUCGAGCCACAGGAAUCCUUGGAAGAGCUCCACCGAAACCUGCCUCGCCUGGCUUCGUGCCUGAUGGCUCCUCCUUCCUCUUCCUCUUCUCCUUCCUCUACACCAUCGCCAGAUUCUCUGCUCCUGCACGCCGCUACUCCCCUCUAUCCACAUCACCCACCUCCUCUUUCUCCCCUGAAUGCCGGCGGCCGGGGCCACCGCCGGGGCGCCAUCGGCUGGGGCGUGCUGGUCUACGGGGCUAUCCUGCUCACCUGCCUCCUGCUCGUCGACCAGGGCAACACUCUCGAGCGUCAUGGAGGCUUCAACCAACUCCUGUUCCUCAUCUUCUUCCUCCCCUGCCUCGUCCUCUCCCUCGCGGUUCGCCGACGUGCUUUCGUGUGGUUGUGGGUCGGGCUGGCCUGCUCCAUCCUGCUCUUCGGCCACGUCCGCUUCGAACGCGGCCGCGCGCUGUGGCCCCUCGGUCUCGGCGACUCGCGCAUGGAGAAGGCUACCCUGCCCACCGCUGGCGAACCGGUCAUGGGCUGUCGUAUCCCUCCGCCCGAGAGGAACUGGGAAGACGUGCCGCCGAACGGGUUCAUGAACUUCUGGGCCGGCUCCCAGACCUGUCCCGCACAGGACACGUUCGCGUGGUUGGAUGAAAGCAACGAAGUGCUGACGGUGGACUGUUCGAAGGCGGAAACGGGCCUCCUCUCCCGGCUGAUGUCGUCCGCCGGCCCUGGAUCGGGUCCGUACUCGUUCCGCGGCGCGCCGCAGGGCACCGUGUACCUGCUGCCGCGCAUGGAGGCGCUAAGCUGGCUCGAGAAGGGCAUCGGCGAGAUCGCCCUCCAGCGGUGGAUGCUGGGCAACGUGCUCAACUUCACCUACCCGGGCCACCCGGUCAACCUGCACCACCUCGAACGCCUGCGCGACAGCAGCGACAGCAGCAACAACGGUGCGGCGGCAGAGGCGAUGGCGACUACGUUGGCGGGCAUGGACGCCGGAGAGCUGGACGUCCUGCGCAGCCGACUCGACUUUGCCGCCGAGGCCCUCCUGGUGAGCUGCGGCCGCGAGUCGAACCUCAUCUUCCGGAAUGUGAGGAAUGAAACAGCGGUCGAGCGCGUAUGCAAGCACAGCAGCGAGCAGGCGCAGGCGUCUGACCUCGUUCCAGAAGCCCAGACCUUUCCCAAGAAGUUGAACGUGAUGGUAGUCUAUCUGGACGCCGUGUCGCGCCGCCAAUUGCACCGGAAGAUGCCCGAGACCGUGUCCUUCCUGGAGGAGAUCUAUGCGGGCAAGUGGCACAACAACGUCUCCUCCGUGUUCCAGUUCUUCAACUACCACGCCAUCGGCUCCAUCACCAAGUUGAACAUGCGUGCCAUGUACAUGGGACAUGUCGUCAAAGAUCUGCUGCAGACAUCGUACCGGGCCAUAUGGGAUCACUUCCGAGACAACGGCUAUGUCACAGGUCUCUCCGACAACGAGUGCGAGGACAAGGUGGCGCGGCUGGCCAACACCAACACAACGUGGGAUCACCAGUUCCUUUCGCCGUUCUGUCUACCCGAGUACCUCCCCGUCGGCGAUCCGCACGGCAACUGGGUGGGCCCGUUUGCACUCAAGGCCCGGUGCAUGUACGGAAAGCACGUCCACCAGUGGGUGCUGGACUACUUCGCCAAGUUCUGGCGGAGCUACGCCGACGUGCCCCGCUUCGGCAUCGCCGCGUUCAUCGAGGGCCACGAGGGGACCGGCGAGGUGAUCAACCUGGUCGACACGGAUCUGGCCUCGUUCCUGCGCGACGCCGACCUCAUCGACUACAACUCGACCGUAGUGUUCCUGGUCUCCGACCACGGCCACCACAUGUCGCUCUGGUGGACCCUGCACGCCGAGAGCGCCGUCCGAGAGAACGCGCUCCCGCUGCUGCACAUGAUCGCGCCCAACUGGGUCCUCCGGCAGUACCCGCACCUCGAACGCAACCUGCUGGCCAACCAGCAGAGGCUCGUCACCAGCUUCGACUUCCACGCCACUCUUCGGCACAUCCUGCUGGGCGAGGCGGUCGACCGACCGGAGUGGCAGAACAAGCUGCCGAUCUUCAUGACCGCCAAGAGCCUGUUCGGCGAGAUCGACCCGCACCGCGACUGUCCCUGGGCCGGCAUCCCACCCAACAUGUGCCAGUGCCGCUAG
Molecule: messenger RNA, 2316 nt
Organism: Acanthamoeba castellanii str. Neff
Lineage: Eukaryota; Discosea; Longamoebia; Acanthamoebidae
Exons: 10
Coding region: 1-2316 (771 amino acids)
Source: RefSeq, a predicted model, not a curated record